Molecule: messenger RNA, 915 nt
Organism: Cornus florida
Lineage: Eukaryota; Viridiplantae; Streptophyta; Magnoliopsida; Cornales; Cornaceae
Exons: 4
Coding region: 1-915 (304 amino acids)
Source: RefSeq, a predicted model, not a curated record
AUGUUUACUUCAGAAGAAUUGAAUCGUAGUAAAUGGGCGAAAGAGGAAGCCGGUAAAAGAGUUGCUUCUUAUGUUUUGAUGCCUUCCUUUUGGAACAACAUUGUCUUUAGCCUUAAGGUUUCCGGUCCUCUUAUUCCGGUUUUGAGAUUAGUUGAUGGCGAGAGAAAGCCUCCCAUGGGAUACAUUUAUGCGGCUAUGGAUAGGGCUAAAGAAGCCAUUGCAAAAUCAUUUGGGGGAGUAGAAGAUAAAUACUCAAAUAUUUUUGAAAUAAUUGAUAAGAGGUUAGUCCCGGAUGUCAAAGACCAAGACAAAAUUACUGAGGAGCUGUCCUUAUAUUCUAAAGCUGAGGGCCUCUUUAGUAAUCCCUUUGCUAUUAGACAGAGAAGUACACGAGGACCAGCUAAUUGGUGGGAAGCUUAUGGCAAGUCAACAAAACUUCUCCAAAAGUUUGCUAUAAAGCUUCAUAACAAGAAAAGAAAUAGGCUCGCUCAAACAACGUUGAAUGAUUUAGUGUUCAUCAAAUAUAAUAGAGCAUUAAGGCAUCGAUAUAAUAUGCGUAACACUCUUGAUCCCAUUUUACUCAAUGACAUUGAUGAGAGCAACGAGUGGUUGACGGGGUGGAUGGAUGAUUCUGAUGCAGAACAUGAUCUAGUCUAUGAAGAUGAUUCCUUGACAUGGGGUGAUGUUGCUAAUUUUGCUAGUAUUGGAGAGGCAAGCAGGCCGCAACGGUCUACUAGAUCAAAAUCUAGUUCUAGUUCACGGUUACCAACAAAGGGAGCAGGAAGUUCUUCAAUUCGACUUGUGGAUGAGGAUGAGGAUGAUUCAGAUGAGAUAGAAAAGGAUCCUGAGAAUUAUGAAUCAUUUAGUGACGAUCAAAAUGAUGUUAUGCUUAUUGAUGACGAAGAUGAUAUUUAG